Fusarium venenatum is the source of this 8850-nucleotide messenger RNA. NCBI's taxonomy places the organism in Eukaryota, Fungi, Ascomycota, Sordariomycetes, Hypocreales, Nectriaceae. The record is from RefSeq and is a predicted model, not a curated record.
AUGGCCUCUCAUAAUGUUAUGAAUCUGGCGCGUGAUGUAAAAUCCGCCGCAGUCAGGGAUCGCGAGAAGGCUGUGGAUGAGUUGUCGCAUCUUCUUAACCCGCGAAACCGAUCUACAAAUCUUUCCGAUCUUGGCGACAAGAGUUACCAUGAGAUAUUUGAAGCAAUCUUCAGUUUCGUGCUUCGAGAGAAGCCCGUACUUUAUGACAAGAAAAAGUCCCAAUCGUCAUUGAAUUCUACAACAAGUCGUUUAUCAAAAUGCGCCGAGGCUGUACGCAUGGCUGUAGGACGCGGCAAAUCAACGAUCGGACGAAAGACACUACUGGCGAUCGUGGAUCACAUCACUCAAGUUCUCCCUGGACCUAACAGCGAUGAUUUCGUGCCUCCUUUACUCCAGGACUACAUCAAAGCCUUGACCGAGGUGCUUUCAAGGCCUGCGCACGUGGAAAUACUAGCCAGGAAAGGUGGCCAGUACUGGGAAAUUUGUGUUGGCUUCUUUCUCGACGUUGCCCAGUAUCUUCUUCCCGAUGAAGCAGAUAUCUCAACUUUGUCAUUGGCUCGGGCAUCGCCAGCUCUGGCUCGAUCAUCACCAGCACCGGGGUCAGGAUACAGUCGAUCUAUUGGGCGAUCCACACCUUCAACUCAAAGCCAAAGAAGAGCUACACCUGGAGAGGGUGGUCUUCUCAAAGAUGUCUUGGAAGGACUGCACUAUCUUGUCAUAGGCGGCAACGCGCCGAUACUCCGGCUAUACAAAGAUAUUACGCCAGUAGUACUCAGGGUCUUGAGUCUGAAGCAGUUGAGUCUCGGCUCUUUACAGACUUUGGCGUUCGCCAUUAUUAAUGCAGUCUUCACUACUACAAAUGCUGAUGACUUGGCGCAUGCCAACUCUGUUGUGCAAAGCAUAUUGCCGCUCAUGAGCUACUGGUGGAGAUCUGAGAAGGUCUCUCAAGACGAAGUCAUCAGAGCGCUCAGGAUCGAGAUCUCUAGGAGCAUUUUCUUGAUGCACCUUCACAUUGAAAAUUUAUUCGUGAAAUCCUCGGACGAAAACGUUGGCUUGGACCUCGAGGAUCUGGCUGAGAAUAUCUGGUCUGAAUACUCAAGGCGUGGUGAGGCUGUCCGUUUACAAAUGAGCGACAUCACUUUUGCUUUGUCCUCUUUGCCGACAUACGGGCUGCAGCUGAAUAUGUUCGGCCUCCACGCUCACAACGUUUAUGGAGAAGGACAUUGGGCUAUCAUUCAAAACCUGGCGUUUCUGGAAGGCAUCAUGGCGUUGCCUCACUCUAGAACCCCGACAGACGAUGUGGAACAACGUGAGCAGCCAAGGAAAAGGCGGAGAAUCCAUAUGAGUCGCAUCCGGCUUAAGCUCAAGGCUGCCGAAGUAGCAGUUCGGGGAACUGCUUUACAGAUGAUUCCGUUCCUCUUGGCUGACAACUCGCUGAGUCGUGACGAACUCGUUGACUUACUACCUGAAUUAGUAUCGUUGGCAGCUGACAAGAACCCUGUCACGGCUUCUUGGGCCCUCGUAGCCUCUGCGAGUUGUAUAAGUAAAUCGAAAGUCUGCCACGAUCAAGUAGAUGUCUGGCGCCAAUUGUGGCAUCUUGCUACACGUUCCGUCAGCCUGCCAGGAACAAGUCGAGCGGCCAGCGUGCUCCUACAUGCGAUACUUGAAGCCGACGUUCUACCUUAUCACACAAUCUCCGCAGACAUCAAUAACAUUGUCACGACUGCAGAUGUCAACGGGCCUAGUGUUCUGUGUGACACUUCUAUUAGCCUGAUGCUUCAUGUCCUUCAAUUACGAAACGCCCGAAUCCCCAGCGCAAGUCAAAGUACCUGUCACCACAUCAUCCGAUGGGUGUUUUUUCGUUGGAAUCCAAGUGAGUAUGGGUUAUCUUACGGAGGUUCUCAUGUUAACGAGUUUACAGACGAAUCUACGUUUGCAUCCUACCACUCUAUGCAUGCUCAACCGGUUCAGCUAGUGAAUUUGAUUCUGGCCUGUUGUGGGAUGGCGCCUCUGGAAUUAAACUCCCAUCCAGCGGCUCCUGGAGGCCCAUUGACUGAGACAUGGAGCUCAUUUAAGCAAACUGAGGCGUUUACUCGAUACGUUCUCCUUGCAAAAGAUGAAUCUCGUGAUGCUGAUCCCACUGGCUGCUGCUACCUCUCAGGGCUAUCUGAUCCCGCUUCGUUGGCCGAUGCCAAUGCGCGCUAUGCUUCUCAGAAGCUAACACUCGAGCUGUUCUACCCCAAGCUGAGUGAUCUAUCCGAGCUCUGCACAUCAUGGACUAAGAAGACGAAUGAAGGCGGUACACAAAUAACGUUUGAUCGCUUUCAAAGUCUUUUAUCAGCCUGCUUGACCGGAACUCUGCUACUUCCCAUACUUAACGAUCUAAACUCGACUCAAUCUUCGUCAGUUGAAUCCACUCUGAAGGAGAUUCUCGACAAAGCGCUGAACUCUGCUUUUACGUCAAUGGAGUCUACAGCCUUUGUUGAUUCAAUCCUACGAGUCGUUCGAGCUGUGAUGCCCGACUUGACAACGUCGAGUCUAAAUCGAAUGCACGCAAACAACCCAAACCUGUUUCAGUUGUUCGGUAGAAUAUGGAAGUCUAUUGGCCAGCAAAACGAUCAGACAAAUCCCGACAGCAGCAUCGACUUAAUGGAUAUUGAUGGGGAUUUCGACUCCCAAAGCAGUCGGGCAAGCUCAGUGCAUGCGCCAGUAGCAACCCCACGCUUCAAUAUUCAAAUGAAGCUGGACAUGCAGGCUUUCUACACUGAGGCAAGGGCCCGACUUCGGUUUCUUUCCAUAUUGGAUGAUGAUACCGGACAGAUUGGCCUUGUCCCCAAUACCUACGUAGAGCAUUUUAUCGAGAUGCCCGACGAAGACCUCUUGAUGUGCCAAAGCUUGCUGCUUGAAUUAUUUGGCUCUGAUCUUGUUAUUACGCCAGAAAACGCUCUGUCAAUUGUUGAAAGGCUUGGACGCUACGUGUCUAAGACUGAAUAUCAAUGUGCCGAAGUUGCUUUGAGCAUCUGUAUCGGGGUAAUCGAUGGAUUGCAUCCUAUCUGGCUGAACGACAAAUGCCAUCUCUCCGAAAGAGUUGGCGACCUUUACUAUCACUUUAUCAAGGUCUGUUUGACUUCGAACAUAUUUUCACCCGGUGCCCAAAUGUCAAUGGUCCAGCUACUGUUCACUUUAUUACGAACCAACACGGAAUAUGGCAAAGACCAGGGCCUUGAUUCCCCACGAACUUGUCUUCUCUACAUACUGAAAAAUGGACCAAUGACGGUGAAAUACACCAUCUCGCAAAAGAUUGCCGACAUCUUUGGCUUGUUUGUCCUCAAACUUCAUGACGAAGUGUUUGUGGAUGUUCUAGAUAGCUUGCCUACUGAUCCCUUGGACACUACUGGCAUUGCCUUUCGUCUACUGGUAUUGUCGAACCUUGCCUGCAGAUGGUCGACUUUGCUUCGGAGGUGUACUUAUCAUAUCUUCGAAACACCAGGGAAGAUUCCGGGUUCAAUGGAUUAUGCGACUCGGUGUUUGGUAAACGUGUCGAGAACGCUGAACCUGCGGUCGCCAAAGGCUUUGUUCCGGCUGUUCUCUCGGCAACUUCUAUACACUUGGCUUGAAUGUGACCUCAUAGAAGAUAUUCCAUUUUCUAUAUUUGGCUUCAAGACGCUUGGAGACCUUCUCAAAUCUGCACAGUCCGAAGCCAUCGGGCUGACUGUGAUGCGUGGUCAGGAUCAGACAUUUGCAGAGGUUUGCCGUCUCCUGGGGAGUUCUGAAAGCGACCUUGUCCGUGAGAAUUUUACUACUGCAGUUGCUUAUAGCAUGAUCUUUGGUGACUCGAAUGGAGGCAAUGACAAGGAGCGUGGCGAGGCACAUGUCAAAAAGUUGCUUGGACGCACGGCUUAUAUGGAGUUAAUUCACAUCAAUUUCAUUGACAUCGCGGCACUGUUCUUCGACCUCAUCGAUCAAGAGAACUCUUUUGAAAAGGUCUUCACCAGGUUCAAACUCGACUACGCUGGUCAGAUCCUGAGCGCUGUGAAGACCAUUUCUCACUCUCCCGCCGAGUUACCAGCUAACCAACAGCCAAUGUUCAAAGCCAAGUACCUGAUCCACGAACUUCACAGACUCUGUCAAAAUACAGAGUUCCAAUUCCAUGAUUUGUGGACGCCUCCUGUGGUUGUUUCAAUAGCUCGCAAGCUUCUCAAUACUGUUCAUCCGGCUUUAGGGCCUCUGCAUGCCUGUUCUGUUCUUCGAAAAGUACGGGUUCUGAUUUCUCUUGGUGGCUCAGUUGCCUUAGAAUCCUACCCCCUGGAAAUGCUCCUGAAUUCUACCCGCACAUUCAUCACCGACUCCGAAUGUGCAGACGAUGCGCUGGGAAUUAGCCAGUAUCUUCUGGCUGAAGGGGCCCGACACCUUAGCAAUGUCCCAUCAUUUCUUGCCGGGUAUGCCUUGUCAACCUUGGCAUCACUCCGAGUCUUCUUGGAGUCGAGCCAGUCGAGCACAACUCAGGAAAGUCAGUUCAAAGCGACAAUGAGUAAAGCAGAAAAGUUUCAUGCAUGGAUCAGCAAAUAUCUUGAAGAGUAUGAAUCGCCCAUGUUUAAGAAUCUUGAGCAAAGGAGUGCUUUCAAAUCUAUCACUCAAUCCGCCGCUCGCAUUCGAUCUUCUGGGAACGCUGAACGAGGCACUGCAGAGAGCAAACUGCUUCUGGAUAUUCUAGCCGAUGAAGGCGCAGAUCAUCAGCUACUGAACGAACCUUCGCGACAACUCGCACUCGGCCUUCUUUGCGGCGAUUUCAGCAUCCCUGAGAAGGUAAAGGAUGACAUUGUUGAGUCUGAUGAGGAUGCUCUGAAGUACUCGACAGCUGUGUGGAAGAGUUGUGAUACCGGAAACCUCAGCGAGGAAUAUCUCUCAUGGGCAGGCCGGGUCGUUGGCCGGGCCUUCUCGGCGUCCGGGGAGAUCCCAACUGGCGUGCUACGUGAAUCCUAUCUUAGCCAAUACCAGAAAAUGGCACCAGGAUCGAAUGGCUCAGAGACUGGAAUACUUUAUCUUCUACAGGACCUCACCUCAAAUCCUGAUUCUAUCACUGCAGGUCUGGCUGAAGCUGCCCUGAGAUCCAUCGUCUCGGAUGCCAACAAUCUAGACGAUGAGUCACUGGGUGUGGCCUGCCAAAAAAGUCUGACGGAGUCUCUCUUGGUCACAUCUCAAUGGGGCGCACAUAGAUCGCCUCCAUCAGAUAAGGGUCUUAUAACACCUACAUCAUCCCCGAAUCAACCGGAUGUCUGGUCUACAGAUAUUACGUCGAAGGACUGGCUUCUGAACCUAAGUGCGCAUCUCGCUCGGUGUAUUCCAGAGUCGAUCAUUCUCUCAGUUCUUGCUCCUAUUCUCGCUAGGGUUGAGCACUUUGCAGAGAGAGCUUUCCCCUUUGUUGUUCAUCUCGCACUUUACUUCCCAAUGAAUCAACAACAUUCCCCCAAGCGCCCACUAUCUGUGGCAGUCAAAAGCUGGCUCCAAUGCACAGAUGCAGCAGCCAAGGAAAACCAGAAGCUACUUAUCAAUAUGCUAUUAUACCUGAGGACGCAGCAAUAUCCGAAGGAGUCAUCGAUAGCUGACAGAUCGCAUUGGCUAGAAGUUGACUCCGCUUUGGUCGCUUCAGUAGCGUCGCGCUGUGGCAUGUACAAGACGUCUCUGCUAUUUGUAGAAUACGUCCCUCCAGAAACUACACGUUCUUCACGAACGUCUUCUGCAGCAGUAAAAGAGGUCGACAUGAGCGAAACUCUUCUUGCGAUCUUUGAGAACAUUGAUGACCCAGAUGCAUACUACGGACUGCCAGAAGAGCCUAGUCUGUCAAAGAUUCUUGCUCGCGUGGAGUACGAGAACGAUGGCCCUAUGAGUCUUGCAUUCCGAGGUGCUGAGUAUGACAGUAAUGUUCACCUUGGAAAUCCUGUGGCUCAGUCGGAUGGACAAGCUUUAGUCAGAGCUUUUAGUACGCUUGGCUUGUCGGGUCCUUCAAACUGGUUCCUCCAAACACAAAACAACAUGGAAACAUCUCCGGCUGUCCUUGAAGAUACUUUCAACACAGCCAGAAAGCUUGGGAUUUGGAACCUGCCUGCACCUCCGAGUGACCACCAUGCGGUCACGCUGUUUAAAGCGUACCAGAGCAUUAGUCAAGCGACAGAUAUCGCCAAUGUCAGGGCUGCUGUACAUGAUGGUUUUAGCCGCACAAUGCGUAGCUUGGCAGUCCACAGCCUCAACGCCACGGCCCUGAGGAAACGUUUGGGGGCUCUAGCUUCGUUGACGGAGCUUGACGAUGUUCUCGGUGUUUGCGAUAGUUCCGAAAUGGAUACCCUUCUUGAAAAGUUCAAGAAUCGAAGUGACUGGAUGAGGAGCGGAUUAUACGAGAGUGUCGGUCAGAUCUUGUCUUGUCGUAGCACCACGAUGAGUAUGGUCAGCCAACAAGAUAGCUUACGAAUAAAUAUUGAACUUUCCGCAGCUACGGCAAGGCAGAUGGAGGUCGAGUCAAUGAUCACCGCUUCUCAGAUAUAUCGCUAUCACCAAGCGACGCAGGAGAGCCUCAAGAUCUCCACUAUACUCACCAAGCUCAUACCAUCGUGUACAGCACUAGACCUACAUGUGGAUGCAGCUGUCACCGUUGAGGCUGCUAACUCUGCCUGGGACUAUGGGCAGAUGAGUACGUCCAUUCGUAUGCUGCAGGAUAUCGACAAAGAUUCUGUGCUUGAGAGGCAAACUCUCCCAGUCAGUCGAUCUGAUUUGCUUUCCAAGAUUGGUUACCAGGUAUCCGUUGCACGCCUCGAAAAACCACAUGAUAUCCAAAAGAAUUAUCUAGAGCCUGCGCUGAAAGAGCUCAAAGGCAAGGGUCAAGGUCGCCAAGCUGGCUCUGUAUUCCAUCAGUUUGCCAUGUUCUGCGAUCAACAGUUGCAAGAUCCCGAUGGAUUGGAGGACUUAGCAAGGCUCCAGAACCUAAAGAAAGCAAAGAGUGAUGAAGUAUCGGAACUGAAAACCCUUAUUAGUGGCACCAGGGACACUCAACUUAAGACCAGGUACUCACAUGUUCUGAACAAAGAGAAGCAAUGGCUCAAUCUUGAUGAGCAGGAGUUGCGACGAGUUGAACAGACGCGCAGUGAGUUUGUUCGCCUGAGUCUCGAGAACUAUCUUUUAUCUCUCAUUGCAUCCGAUGAACACAAUAACGAUGCUCUCCGAUUCACAGCUCUUUGGCUAGAACGAUCGGAAGAGGAAAGCACAAACCAGGCAGUCAUGCGACAUCUAUCGGAAGUCCCAACCAGAAAAUUCGCUGGCCUCACCAACCAACUGACAUCACGACUCCAAGACCACAACAACUCAUUCCAGAAACUGCUGUUGGAGCUAGUCUACAACAUCUGCGUGGACCAUCCCUACCAUGGCAUGUAUCAAAUAUGGUCUGGAACAAAGGCAAAGGCACAACAAAAAGAUGAUGUCGCUGUCUUACGCGUCAGGGCAACAGAACGUGUUGCCAAACGCUUAGCUGAGACGCAAUCCGUGGCCAACAUUUGGCUGUCGAUCGACAAGACAAGCAAAUAUUACCAUGCUCUCGCCAUGGAUCGAAACCCAAACAAGUACAAGUCAGGUGCAAAGAUCCCGCUGAGAGAUUCCACACCCGGCCACAAUCUCGUCAACUGUCUAGCCAAAUAUCGUAUCCCUUCUCCAACUAUGCAAAUCGAACUCUCGGCAACAAAAGACUACUCCAAGGUGCCUAUCAUAUCCAAGCUAGAACCCACCAUGACCAUCGCUUCGGGUGUCAGCGCACCUAAAAUCAUCACAGCUAUUGGAAGUGAUGGAGUCCGCUACAAGCAACUUGUAAAAGGAGGGCAUGACGAUUUACGACAGGACGCCAUCAUGGAACAGGUCUUUUCGGCCGUGUCAUCUCUUCUCAAGCUUCACAGGACAACGCAGCAACGCAACCUCAGUAUCAGAACCUACAAGGUGCUUCCACUCACAGCAUCUUCCGGAUUGAUUGAAUUUGUGCCCAAUACAAUUCCACUUCACGAGUUCUUGAUGCCUGCUCAUGAAAGAUACUAUCCAAAAGACCUAAAGGGCUCUCAUUGUCGUAAGGAGAUAUUUGGGGUCCAGGGUAGAGCGGUGGCGACACGAAUCAGUACCUACCGCAGAGUCACUGAGAAGUUCCAUCCAGUCAUGAGAUACUUCUUUAUGGAGAAUUUCACGGACCCGGAUGAAUGGUUCCUCAAGAGGCUGGCAUACACAAGAAGCACCGCAGCCAUAUCGAUGUUGGGACACGUCCUCGGCCUGGGCGAUCGGCAUGGGCACAAUAUCCUUUUGGACCACAAAACUGGAGAGGUGGUUCACAUUGAUCUGGGUGUCGCGUUUGAAGCAGGCCGCAUUCUACCAGUGCCUGAAAUGGUUCCGUUCCGGUUGACGAGGGACAUUGUGGAUGGAAUGGGAAUUACAAAAACAGAGGGAGUCUUUCGCCGAUGCUGCGAGUUCACUUUGGACGCUCUCAGAGAAGAGCAGUAUUCCAUCAUGACAAUUUUGGAUGUAUUACGUUUCGAUCCGUUAUACACAUGGUCGAUCUCGCCACUCAGAUUGGCCAAGCUUCAAAAGGCAAGACACAACGAUGAUAGUCUCAUGGACGACGAACAAAGUGAAGCCGAGACGAAAAAGGACAAGAAGGCUACAGGGCAUGUCAAUGAGCCUUCUGAAGCUGACCGUGCUUUGGAGAUUGUGAGGAAGAAGCUUUCUAAGACAUUGAGUGUAACUGCAACAGUCAAUGAUCUGAUAAAUCAAGCGACCGAUGAACGCAACUUGGCAGUUUUAUAUUCUGGAUGGGCAGCAUACGCAUGA